AUGGAGCCACGAGUGGCGUUGACUGUGCUUCACUGGAACCACACGGUGGACCGGGUUGUGAAGGAGUGGCGCAUUCGUGUACGCAAGGCAACUCGAGUGAGACGGGAAAAAAAUGACAGGGUGCUUGGGGCAAUGGAUUGGAGUUGGGUGGAUGCGGUGAUGGACCGAUGGUCCAAAAUUCGAGAAGGGGAGGAUGGAGUUGAAGGAGAUUGUGGCGACGAGGAAGUGGAAGCGGAAUUGAACAUGGAGGAAGAAGAGGAGGUGGUGGAAGAGGACGACGAGGUGGUAUUGGAGGAAGAGACGGUGUUGGAGGAGGAAGAGGAGGGGGUGGAGGAAGAGGAGGUGGUGGAGGAGGAAGAGGAGGUGGUGGCAUUGGAAGAGGAUGGGGUGUCGAACCAGGUGGUAAGGGAGGAGGUAGAGGAAGAGGAUGAGGGGUUGGGAGUGGCAGUAGAAGGUGGGAGGGAGGAGGGACAAAUCGCGGAUGAUUUGAGGAGCAAGCCUGCAAGAGUGGGGGUGCGGGGUGUAGAGGUGGAGUUGUUGGGAAGGGAGAGGGCUAGUGGUGCACGGUCUACAGGUGUUGUGCACAUUUUGGACAGGGAUGUGGGAGAGGGAGGGGCGUCAUACUUUGAUGGUGGACGGUCACCCAUUGACUCGACAUCUUCCGGGCGGGGAGGCGAGUUCUGCCUCUUGGGCACGUAG
Messenger RNA from Closterium sp. Naga37s-1, 699 nucleotides. NCBI's taxonomy places the organism in Eukaryota, Viridiplantae, Streptophyta, Zygnematophyceae, Desmidiales, Closteriaceae. The record is from the annotation of a GenBank genome assembly.